This is a messenger RNA of Trichoderma reesei QM6a, 1246 nucleotides long. Its product is annotated as Isocitrate/isopropylmalate dehydrogenase. Gene Ontology annotation, biological process: L-leucine biosynthetic process. Gene Ontology annotation, cellular component: cytosol. Gene Ontology annotation, molecular function: 3-isopropylmalate dehydrogenase activity. Lineage: Eukaryota; Fungi; Ascomycota; Sordariomycetes; Hypocreales; Hypocreaceae. The record is from RefSeq and is a predicted model, not a curated record. The transcript has 6 exons. The coding region runs from base 1 to 1104 and encodes 367 amino acids.
AUGGCGGAACACAACAUUGUCGUUUUUGGGGGCGAUCACUGCGGCCCGGAGGCGAGUGUCGUUGCUGAGGCGAUCAAGGUUCUCAAGACGAUCGAGCAGCUUACCCCUAACAAGUUCAAUCUCAAGGACCACCUCCUCGGCGGGUGCUCCAUCGACAAGACCGGCUCCCCCCUCACAGACGAAGCUCUCGCCGCCGCCAAGUCCGCCGACGCCGUCCUUCUCGGAGCCAUUGGCGGUCCGGAAUGGGGCACCGGCGCCGUUCGUCCGGAGCAGGGUCUGCUGAAGCUGCGCAAGGAGAUGGGCACCUACGGUAACCUCCGGCCCUGCUUCUUCGCCUCCGAUGCCCUCGUCGAGGCCUCUCCCCUCAAGGCCUCCGUCGUCCGCGGAACAGACUUUAUCAUCGUCCGCGAGCUUACGGGUGGCAUUUACUUUGGCGAGCGCAAGGAAGAUGAUGGAUCCGGCGAGGCGUGGGAUACGGAGCCGUACUCCCGCCCAGAGAUCGAGCGUGUUGCGCGAUUGGGUGGAUACCUCGCCCGCGGUAGAGGAGAAACGACUGUUACCUCGCUGGACAAGGCGAAUGUGCUAGCGACAGGCAGGCUCUGGCGAAAGGUUAUGGAUGAGGUGUUCCAAGCUGAAUUCCCAGAUCUCAAGGUCAAGCACCAGCUUAUCGACAGUGCGGCCAUGAUCAUGGUCAAGAGCCCGACGCAGCUUAACGGCGUUGUACUCUGCUCCAACCUUCAAGGCGACAUACUUUCAGAUGAGGCCUCCGUCAUUCCUGGUAGUAUCGGCUUGCUUCCCAGUGCAAGUCUCAGUGGAAUUCCGGACGGAAAGCAGCCCAAGGCCCAAGGCAUUUACGAGCCUAUCCAUGGGUCCGCGCCAGACAUCAGUGGCAAAGGAAUUGUCAACCCGAUUGGCACCAUCCUCUCCGUGGCCAUGAUGCUGCGUUACUCCCUGAACCUCCAAUCCGAAGCCAAGGCCGUGGAGGACGCCGUCCGCGCCGCUAUCGAUGCCGGGCUGAGGACGAAGGACAUGGGCGGCAACACGGGCACUGCGGAGGCCGGCGAUGCCAUUGUUGCCGAGCUCACCAAGAUUCUUAAGGCAUGAGACAAAAUUAAACGAGAAAAACAAAAAGAAUAAAAGAACAAAAGAAUAAAAGAAAAUGACGGAUGAUGAAAACACGCGGUUGGAAAAUCCAGUGGUGGAAGAAAACCAUGGUGUUGAAGCGGCAUGAGAAAAAACUCCUGGC